Messenger RNA from Funneliformis caledonium, 133 nucleotides. Lineage: Eukaryota; Fungi; Glomeromycota; Glomeromycetes; Glomerales; Glomeraceae. The record is from the annotation of a GenBank genome assembly.
AACAACGAAAUAUGAUCUUAAAUGUCCUGAUGAAAAGCAUUGCAAACUUAAGAGAUCUACAAGCGAAUCACUACUAAUUACUUCUAAUGAUAAUGGAUAUACAGAUAUUAGGUGUAUCAUUUUAUGGAUGCAC